Messenger RNA from Protobothrops mucrosquamatus (brown spotted pit viper), 1604 nucleotides. RefSeq names its product syndecan binding protein (gene SDCBP). The record is from RefSeq and is a predicted model, not a curated record. The transcript has 9 exons. Gene Ontology annotation, cellular component: cytoplasm; plasma membrane. Bases 126 to 1016 code for a protein of 296 amino acids. Gene Ontology annotation, molecular function: syndecan binding. Lineage: Eukaryota; Metazoa; Chordata; Lepidosauria; Squamata; Viperidae. Gene Ontology annotation, biological process: positive regulation of transforming growth factor beta receptor signaling pathway.
UAGCCUCCUCUGCCUGGCUUGUUUCAGUCUUCGCCGAAGCAACGCCGGGAGGCGGAACGAGAGGUGCCGCUUCAGCGCUUAACGGUCUCCAGAUUACUACGGUCGCCCGCCCGCCAGCCGUGAAAAUGUCGCUGUAUCCUUCUCUGGAAGACCUGAAGGUAGACAAAGUAAUUCAGGCUCAGACAUCCUUUGCCUCAAACCCAGCUAACCCAGCAAUUCUAUCUGAAGCUUCAGCACCGAUCUUACAAGAUGGAAAUUUAUACCCUAAAUUGUAUCCUGAACUUUCCCAGUAUAUGGGUAUAAGUUUGAAUGAUGAGGAAAUUCAGAGAAACCUGGCAAUGGUUCCUGCAGCAAAUUCACAGGGGCUUGUUGCAAGACCUGCAUCAGAUUACAUGGUAGCUCCAGUAACUGGAAAUGAUGUUGGAAUUCGUCGAGCAGAAAUUAAACAAGGGAUCCGUGAACUGAUCUUGUGUAAAGAUCAGGAUGGAAAAAUUGGUCUUCGUCUUAAGUCAGUGGACAAUGGUGUAUUUGCUCAGCUGGUUCAGGCAAACUCCCCGGCCUCACUGGCUGGCCUGCGAUUUGGAGACCAGGUUCUCCAAAUCAAUGGUGAAAAUUGUGCUGGAUGGACUUCUGAUAAAGCUCAUAAAAUUCUGAAGCAAGCUCCUGGGGGAAGAAUUUCCAUGAUUAUCCGAGACAGGCCUUUUGAACGGACUAUUACCACGCACAAGGACAGCACAGGACAUGUUGGCUUUAUUUUCAAAAAUGGAAAAAUAACUUCAAUAGUAAAGGAUAGUUCUGCUGCAAGAAAUGGACUUCUUACUGAACACAACAUUUGUGAAAUUAAUGGACAGAAUGUAAUUGGCCUGAAGGAUUCUCAAAUUGCGGACAUAUUAUCAACAGCUGGAAAUGUAGUGACCAUUACUAUCAUGCCUUCCCAGAUCUUUGAACACAUAAUAAAAAGGAUGGCUUCAAGUAUUAUGAAAAGCUUGAUGGAUCAUACUAUUCCUGAAGUCUAAAAUUUAUUUUGGAUGCAUUUGUAAUUGAGACACUGAUAAACCUGGGCUACUACAUCUCUGCAAUAUUUACAUUCUGCACAUGAGCCUUUCUUUGACAUAAAAUGUUGCAUUGAGCAUUUAUAUAACAUUAUGGCUGGGAAUGACACAUUUCAACAUAAAACCUUGCUCAAAUUUUCCAUUUUGUAUUCAUCAUACUACUUUGACAAAACAUAUGCUUCUUUCAUAGGGUUGUACUAUGUAGGUCAGGAAAAUUUCUGUCAUUAAAAAUGGAAGAAAACUAAUGUUUGUGAAAGCGUCUAGUAUUUGCUUUCUUUGAUCCAGACAUACUGUUGCUCUUCGUACUUUUUCAGAUUCAGUUUUGUACUGCAUCUAUCAGUGAGAAUAUAACUUAGUGUUAACUGAUUUUAGUAAUCUUGUUUACAGAAAGCAUGCUGGUUAAACUGAGCAUAGCUUGUAUUUAUCAUUCCAUAACUAUUUUAAAAUAAUGUUUGUCAUCUUGCUGUCUUAUAAAAUCGUUCUAAUAUGCUUAUAUUGUGUUGCCUUAAUCUUAAAACUGAAAUAAAGUUGCAAAUAUAUUCACUUUCUAAA